AUGAGAGCUGCGCGUGUCCGACCCACCUCAACUGACGGAGUCCCAUAUGGGUUUCCGGGGAAUGUUGCUCCAUCUUCGGCCAUCGAAGUCCACGAGAAUAUCCCCAAACCCCACAUAACGAAACCCGGUGAAUUAUUGAUCCAGGUCAAGGCUUCCACCGUGUAUAAAGAUAAUCUCGAAUGGAACGAGCUUUACCCGCCGAAUCAUGCAACAUUGGGAAAUGACUUCUCUGGGAUAGUCGUCGCUGUGCACGAGGGCGAGGGGAGUUUUCGAGUUGGCGAUCAUGUAUACGGCAUGACGCAUGCCGGGAGGGGAGGAACAUGGGCAGAGUACGCCAUUGUCACAACCGAGGAAGCAGCCAAGAAGCCGGAUAACCUGUCAUGGGAGGAGGCUGCUGCCAUCCCCGGGAGCGCUCUCACUGCGGACCAGGCACUGUUCAGGCAUGUAGGCCUCGAUACUACAGCACACAACGGACAAAAGCGUGUUUUGAUUACCGGAGCAGCGGGCGGCAUUGGCACAUUUCUAGUGCAAUUUGCCGUACUUGCUGGCCACCACGUGGUCGCCGCGUCCAGCUCGAACCAGCGGAAUAAGGCCUUCCUGCAGACCCUCGGUGCCCAUGAAGUGGUGGAGUACGGCGAUUUCUCCACUCUAGAGAAGGUCGACGUGGUAGUUGACUCGGUCGGGGCCCAGGUUCUCGCAGAUUGCUGGGCUGUCAUCAAGCCGGAUGGUACCCUCUUGUCCUUUGAUGCCUGCAGCUGGGGUUUUAGGGAAGAGCAUAGCAAAAAUGGUAUCAGCCAAGGAAAGGAGGGUGUUCGGGCUCUGUACAUGAUUGCGGAACCUUCAGCGGAGAGCAUGGCGCGUAUCACCAAACACGUCGCGGAGGGUCAAAUUAGGGGCCGUGUAUCCAAAGUGGUGUCUUUGAACGAUGUGCGCGAAGCCUACGAAUCUGCCCAUUUCAGAGGGGCGGGGCAUGGGAAGAUCGUGGUGCGGAUCUAA
Penicillium chermesinum is the source of this 996-nucleotide messenger RNA. RefSeq names its product NADP-dependent oxidoreductase. Lineage: Eukaryota; Fungi; Ascomycota; Eurotiomycetes; Eurotiales; Aspergillaceae. Gene Ontology annotation, molecular function: oxidoreductase activity. Bases 1 to 996 code for a protein of 331 amino acids. The record is from RefSeq and is a predicted model, not a curated record. The transcript has a single exon.